AUGUUGAAACUAAGACUUGUUUUUCGAGGGGCACGUCAGUUUUCCGGUAGUGUGAUAACGAAGGUAAAUUGUGCAUCGUGUUCUAUAAAACUACAAGAUCAGGACUCUAGUAUAGCAGGAUACUAUACGAAGCCAAAGAAGCUGCCUGAUUCAAGAUCAAAGCCCGAUAUACAUGAUCUGAAAUAUUUACUGUUCAGUCAAGAUAUACAACUGUCGAAGCAAGCGGCUUUACAUGAUCGAGAUCACAUCACCACCACGGAUAUCGAAGAAACCAAAGACGAAUUGUCAUCAAGAAUUAUUUGCAAAAGAUGCAGCGAUGCCCUCCACCAAAAUCGUUAUGAGUUUAAAGAGUUUCCUGAGAGUGCAUUAGAUGAAGUUCUAAACUAUAUCCCUAAGAAUUCAAACGUUAUGCAUAUAGUUCCUUUUGUAGAAUUUCCUUUGCAUAUGAACCCUAAUAUUUUAAAAAGUCAUGAUUUGGAUGCCACAUUGUUGUUGACCAAAAGCGACCAACUGUUCAAGGACAAGACUUCUGUUAGCAAGAAGGUCCCUAUUUUUAUGAAACAGUUUCUGAAGUAUAAUUUAAGGAUCGACUCAAAUAAAACAUUUGCUAUAUCUGCAUUGAAAAACUGGAAUAUUUCCAUGCUUUACAACUCCCUCAGAAACUACACGUAUUUAUUGGGGAAUCCUAAUGUUGGUAAAUCAACUUUAAUUAACUCUCUUCUACAAAGAUACCUUGGGUAUAAAAUCAAAGUGAAUCCGACGGGCCAAAUCAACUCGCCUUCCAAAGAAGUGAUGCAAGAAGCUCUCAAUAAGCCGAGAAAUUUCUUCAGGACCCAGGCUGCUGGCGUAUCGCAUAUUCCUAAUUUGACUAGAUCCAUACAGGCUUAUCAAGCGUCUGGUAAAAUUAUUUUCGAUCUGCCAGGUUAUUCUAUGCCUACAUCUGGAUUGCGCUUAGAAGAAUUAUUCGAUAAAGAUUGGCUUCAAAGAAUACGAAAGACGAACUUAUUCAACCGUAAGCAGGUGAAGAAGAAAAAUUAUGAGUCGAUGUGCGGUACUUCACAAGGUGCAUGUUAUACCGUCGGAGGCCUUUUUUACUUGGUGCCCCCAGAAGGGUCCAUAAAUCAAAUCGUGAAGUACAUUCCAGGCCCAUCGACCAAAUUCAAACAUAUCGAAAAGGGUAUUGAAGUUUUUAGCUCGUGUGUUUCGUCGUCGGGAACGCAUGCAUUAUCGCAGUGUUGUGGAAUUAAAAGUCCAUUAUGCGACAAGGAGCAAUAUGCGCGAUAUGCAAUUCCACCUUUUGUUGGUAGUAUAGAGAUUGUACUAAAAAAUCUAGGGUAUAUUUUACUGCGAACCACGGGAAAGUAUGAUUUCAAAGGGCUUCAUGAAAUAUGGGUUCCAAGAGGUAUUGAUGUGUGCAUUAGAGAACCGCUAGAAAAACUAAUUGAAACCGGCUACGAACGUUAUAUGGAAACGGACGGAAAAGAAUCGAGUUGCCCUAGAGACAGGCCGAUCAUUAGUUCCCUGUACGAGGUGGCCAAAGAUGAAACGGAUGUUUUGAACAAAGUAAAGCGAUUGUAUUUGGAUAGAACGAAAAAUGAUUUAUCUGCCAGGAGAUUUGCUGACGAUGAUCCUUAUGAUCUAGUAAAACAAGAACCUGAAGAAAAGUCAAACCCGUAUUGGUAUUACCAGUGGUAA
Messenger RNA from Saccharomyces eubayanus, 1695 nucleotides. It is a transcript of the gene GEP3, whose product is annotated as Gep3p. Gene Ontology annotation, molecular function: GTP binding. The record is from RefSeq and is a predicted model, not a curated record. NCBI's taxonomy places the organism in Eukaryota, Fungi, Ascomycota, Saccharomycetes, Saccharomycetales, Saccharomycetaceae. Bases 1 to 1695 code for a protein of 564 amino acids. Gene Ontology annotation, cellular component: mitochondrion. The transcript has a single exon.